CCGCGCCUCGGCGCGACGCGCGCCAUGGACCCGCGCUUCGGUCGCGACCGCGCGAACGCGCGCGCGCGCGCGCGCGCGCCGCCGCCGCCGCCGCCGUUGCCGCACCGCGCGCCGCCACCGCCACCGCCACCGCCGCACCCCGCGAACGACGACGCGAACGUCGAGAUCGACGUCGACGCGCUGCGAUCGAUGCCCAAGGACGAGCGGCGCGCGCUGGCGCGCAUCGCCAAAGCGCUGCUGUCCGCCGAGGACGAAGAGACGAAGAUCGAGCUCGCGGCGGAGUUGCAAAAGAGAUGCGCGCGCGCGGCGAAUGCGGCGGCGAACGGGACGGCGACGCCGAACGCGGGACGCGAGGACGACGACGCGCGACGACGCGAUGAGGACUCGAACGCGACGGGAACGUCGGCGAUGGCGCGCGCGGGCGCGCGGUUCGGCGACUGGACGGCGUCGCGAGAGGACGCCGAGACGCCGAGGACGAAGAAGCGCAAGACGACGACGAGCGAGACGGCGAGCGGGACGGUUCCGUCGUCGACCGAACGCGCGGCGCGCAUGGAUCGCGCGCAGCGAUUCGCGCGGGAGGCGAUACAGUUCGCGAGCGACGUGGCGAACGCGAAGGGGCGCGGGACGCCGACGAUGCAGGAGAUGAAGAUGCGCGACGCCGCGGCGGUGGGGACGAACACGGCGCUGGAGAAGACGUAUUUACGCCUGACGGAGGCUCCGUCGAUGGCCACGGUGCGACCGCCGCACGUGUUAGAGCGCGCGCUCGAGUUGGUAAAGAGUAAAUGGGUCGCGCAUAAAGAUUACGAGGGUUACGCCAAGGAUCAGUUGAAAUCGAUCCGGCAGGAUUUGACGGUGCAGCACAUUCGCGACGGGGAUUUGGUGUUGCAGACGUACCAGACGCACGCGCGCAUCGCGCUCGAGUGCGGAGAUUUAGCGGAGUAUAAUCAGUGCCAAGCCGUGCUGAAGGUGCUUCACGCGGAACUACUCGAGCGCACGUUCGGCGUCGAUCACCCGUCGCCGUCGAAAAAGGGGAAAAAGUCUGCGUCCAAAAAGUCGAGCGGGAAGAAGCGAUCGUCGAGCGAACGCGACGAAGACACGGAUCGUUUCCCGGAAGGUACGGACGAUAUCGCCGAGUUCGCGGCGUACAGAUUAAUCUACGCCGCGGGCGCGGGCUCGAAGGGCGAGCGAAGUGCCGCGCUUCUGCGCGAGCUUCGCGACAUCCCGCCGCGGCUGCGAACGCACCCCUUCCUGGAGCACGCCGUCCGCGUCUGCCGAGCGCUCGCGUCGUCCAACUUCCACCGUUUCUUCGCCCUGUACAACACCGUUCCGCGCAUGGGCGCGUACCUCAUGGACAUCAUCGCUCCAUCCGUUCGCACGGACGCCGUUCGCGCCGUUCUCCGCGCGUACGCUCCCACCGUUCCCGUGGAAUUCGUCGCCUCGGCGCUCGGCUUUUCCUCGAGCGCUUCGUGCGCCGACGCCCUGGCCGAGCGCCAUCGCGCCGUCUUCGACGGCGCCGCGCGCGAUCGCCUCGACGUCAGGGCCACGAACGCCGCCAUCGCCGCCAACGCCGUUCGACCGUCCGUGUUAGAUCGUCUCGCGCGUUUUUAA
This is a messenger RNA of Ostreococcus lucimarinus CCE9901, 1608 nucleotides long. RefSeq lists its product with no specific name. NCBI's taxonomy places the organism in Eukaryota, Viridiplantae, Chlorophyta, Mamiellophyceae, Mamiellales, Bathycoccaceae. The transcript has a single exon. Bases 25 to 1608 code for a protein of 527 amino acids. The record is from RefSeq and is a predicted model, not a curated record. Gene Ontology annotation, cellular component: nucleus.